Diversispora eburnea is the source of this 144-nucleotide messenger RNA. Lineage: Eukaryota; Fungi; Glomeromycota; Glomeromycetes; Diversisporales; Diversisporaceae. The record is from the annotation of a GenBank genome assembly.
AUGGCUAUCGAAACCCCCGCUAAAAGAGAUGCGAUUAUUGCCCAAUCGAAGGCUGAUACAACUAUUGUCAACUUGCUGAGACCAUCUAUUGCAUAUGAGAAUAAAGGUGGAAAAAUUGAAGAUAGGAGAAGGGUCAAGAUUUGA